AUGAAUCACCUGCCAUCACUGCCUCCAAGACUGGACACUGCUGACAUGCAGUCUCCCAGAAUACCAGGUAGAAAAAGAGGAAGGCCCCCACUCCAUUCUUCUCCUAUGAAAAUGGCUGUUCAUAACCUUUAUUCUGGACCAGCUGGUUCUUUGCCAGUUGUGAAGAUCCCAAAGAAGCGAGGGAGAAAACCUGGAUACAAGCUGAAAUCUCGUGUUCUAAUGACUCCUUUAGCAAUCUCCCCACCGAGAAGCACACCAGAACCAGAUAUUAGUUCAAUCCCGCAAGAUGCAGCCACAAUCCCCAAUUCAGCAGCUCCACAAGCUCUCACAGUCUGCAUUUAUGUUAACAAGCAAGCCAAUGUGGGGCCAUACCUCGAACGAAAGAAAGUACAGCAACUUCCAGACCACUUUGGACCGGAACGACCUUCCAUGGUGCUACAGCAGGCAGUUCAGGCUUGCAUUGACUGUGCACACCAGCAAAAGACAGUCUUCUCACUUGUCAAACAGGGCUAUGGAGGUGAAAUGGUGUCAGUUUCUGCUUCUUUUGAUGGAAAACAGCACCUCUUGAGCCUUCCAGUGGUGAACAGCAUUGGCUAUGUUUUGCGGUUCCUCAAAAAGCUUUGCCGUAGCUUAUUGUGUGACAAUCUUUUCAGUAAUCAGCCUUUUCCACAAUACAACACUUCUGAAAACCCAGAAGAGUAUGAAAAUGGGCGAAUGGAAUCAGAAACAGUUAUACCUGAAGACUACCUGGUUGAUUCAGUGACCACAAAGCACUACAGCGCAGAUCCCUCAGAUUCUGCCUUUAACUGUAUGGGAUCUGUGUAUUCUAUGAGGCAAAGUUCAGCAGAUGGACGUCAUGGUGGUGGAUCAUCUUCCUCUUGUAGCCAUCGUUCUGGUCAGAUGGCUUCUGGAGGGCCAUCAACUGCUAGCUUGAGGCAUCAGACAUCAAGCCCAACCCGAAAUGGAACCUAUCUAGAAGGAAACAUAAGUGCCUCAAGUCCUUCACCAGAAAGACAAGAUGCCUCACGGCCCACAAGCAAGAAUCCUUUGACCUGGACUGUUGAUGAUGUGGUUUGGUUCGUUAAGGAUGCUGACCCUCAUGCUUUAGGACCCCACGUGGAACUCUUCAGAAAACAUGAAAUCGAUGGCAAUGCUUUGUUGCUACUGAAAAGUGACAUGAUCAUGAAAUAUUUGGGCCUGAAGUUGGGACCGGCACUGAAACUCUGUUAUCACAUCGAUAAACUGAAGCAAGCUAAGUUCUGA
This is a messenger RNA of Varanus komodoensis (Komodo dragon), 1263 nucleotides long. It is a transcript of the gene SCML4, whose product is annotated as Scm polycomb group protein like 4. Lineage: Eukaryota; Metazoa; Chordata; Lepidosauria; Squamata; Varanidae. The coding region runs from base 1 to 1263 and encodes 420 amino acids. The transcript is spliced from 7 exons. The record is from RefSeq and is a predicted model, not a curated record. Gene Ontology annotation, molecular function: protein binding.